This is a messenger RNA of Somion occarium, 2005 nucleotides long. Lineage: Eukaryota; Fungi; Basidiomycota; Agaricomycetes; Polyporales; Cerrenaceae. The record is from the annotation of a GenBank genome assembly.
AAACUUGAUUUAUUACGAGGGGAUUCUCUUGAGAACGGAAUAUUCAAGGUUGCUCCCUCCGAUUUGACCCAUACAAUACUCAUUCAUUGGUAAUUUGCAGAUCCAAGCUUCUUUCUUGUCUCAUCAUUUUGGGAUCGAGUUUUAGAGCCUUCCUCAGCUUGUAACCGGGACCUAUCAUCAUACACGAUGGGCGGCAGUAAUCCAGUUCAGAUAUAGAAGCGAUAGCCAGGUCUGCGGGGGAUGCUCAAGAUGAUGUAAUUGUCUGCGACGAACGAGCUAAUUGAACAAGUAAGCAUGCUGUUAACUUUCGCUGUGUAGAACUUACUAUUGAUAUAAUACAAGAAUCGUCAGAUCGUCAGAUCGAUUUUCGAAACCACAUUGCCUUCGUUGUUUCGAAGGUUAAGCACUGAACUGGGCCCUGCGAAUAUUUGGAUAACCUAUGGGUUGCAGUUGUUCAAAGACGCAAGACAAAGACGUUGAAGUGGCGCUAUAUGCAACGUGUUAGAUAUUCGUGUUCGUGUGAACGAAGAAGAGGCGUGCGACAGGCUUGGGUGAGGGUUCAUUGUAUGUUAGAAGUCCGCUAUCAGGUUUAAGAGACCUGCAACCAAGUAUCCUCCCUUCUUCAGCUACUCACCUGCUAUGGAGAUCACACCAACCAAACUUCCUGAGCUCUCGCGGUCAGAAGCCUUGCGCAUCUUCGGGAGUAUUGACAAAGAUAAUGUCCUCUUGUACGUGGAGAUCCGGAACAACUGUUGUGUUUCGCACAGGCAAGAAGUCAUUUUGGAAGACGCUAUAUCGAUAUGGCCAAUGCAACUGCAUACGCGUACCUUCGACGAAGUUCGGAAGAGUGCCAUCCUUGGAAAUGUCAAAGAUUGUCUUGAGGCGGGGUUGAGGACGUGGUCAGGCUGCGGCACAAAAAUGGCUUCGAAAGGUGCGAUGGACUGGUGGGAAUAUAUCAUCGACGCGAGCAAAAAGCCUGGAAUGAAUGUUUCUCGAAGGGUCUACGUUCGAGCAUUGGCAUGUCUGGCUAACGCCCAUUGGGAGCAAUAUCAUUGCCGAGGACUGGGACAGAUCGACAGAAUUUACAUGGCGGGGCUCUUGGCAAAUGCUUGUAUCUCCUAUGGAUUCAUUCCUCCGGUGGUAAUGGGCAUUGCAAACGAGAUUGGAAAGCACUUGAGCACUGAGACAAUUGCGGGGGUCGAUUACUCUCGCUUCGACAAGCUUACCCAUCUACGUGACGUUGUCUUCAAGGAAGAGAAGCAGGAUUCUCUACAAGAUAUCAUGGCAAAUCGAUGUGCAGCCCCAGGGUGCGGAGUGGAGUCAAGUGAGAAGACAACUUUGCUCCGCUGCGCUGGAAAAUGUCCAAUGGAAGUGAAACCUGCAUAUUGCUGCAAGGAUUGUCAACGAUCGCACUGGAAGGAACACCGCACCAUCUGCAAAGCUGCCGUACAGCAUGCAAACAACCCAAAUAUCCUUGAGAGGGCGAGUCAACGGGAUAUCAAUGAGGGCACUAACGAAUGAAGGCACCUAACAUCUAUGGAAACCAUGAAUCCAUCUCGACCAUUUUUUCUGCGGUCACUCUCGACGUGCGAAUUGAUCACCAACCCAACUCUUCAGCUUUCAUUCCCCACACGAAACCUUUGUCGUCGACCUUGUUUAAAACUCGCUCGUAUCUGUCAAGUGCGUUUAUCUUCUGUACGUCCUCGGACUCACGAGUCGGUAGGUUCAGAUUCUGCUUCUGAUGUUCUGGGUUUGCACUUCUUGGGACCGCCGCGACUCCUCUGGAAAUGUGCCAUGCUAGAACAAUCUGGGUCGGUGUAGCUUGAUAUUUGUCUGCGAGCUCUUUUAUGGUCGGAGAGGAGAGGACGUAGGCGUAACCUAUGGGCAUACAUAUUCUUGGUUAGGCACUUUGAACGGUAGGACGGGAACGAUCUGAGCAUACCUGUUGGGGUGUAUGCUGUUAAGAGAAUACCUCUAGAAUCACAAUACGCCUUCAGAUCAGGCU